Ipomoea nil (Japanese morning glory) is the source of this 1574-nucleotide messenger RNA. Its product is annotated as CASP-like protein 5C1. The coding region runs from base 633 to 1100 and encodes 155 amino acids. Lineage: Eukaryota; Viridiplantae; Streptophyta; Magnoliopsida; Solanales; Convolvulaceae. Gene Ontology annotation, cellular component: membrane. The transcript is spliced from 3 exons. The record is from RefSeq and is a predicted model, not a curated record.
UGGUAUGGAAAUGGGUUGGUCUUUGUCGGUAAGGUCAAGAAAAUUGGCUCUAUCCUUAUUCCUUAAUCUUGUAGGCAGACAUUGUAAAAUGGGUGAUGAAGUAAUAGCUGUCCCUCAAAAGAAGAAAAAGAAAGGCUGUGUGCAACCCACGUGUCACAUCAAGGAUUCGCUUGGACCAUUUUCGGCAACACUGUACAAUCAAGAAUACGCUUCCACAAACAAUCAACACCUGCAAUUCAUCAAAUUCAUAUUCCCCACCUUGAAAGCAGCUCUGCUAACAAUUGCAAAAUUCUCCUUUCAAUUUACCAACUCUUUCUCAUAGCAUAUACCGACAGAAUAAAGGGCAGAGGAGAGGAGAGGAGAGGGAUUAAAGGGUCCAUUAACAUCUUUCUUUGACAGCCAGGUUGCACGAGAAUCCUCUGAAACUCGCAGGAUUUCAUCAACUUCUAGACUGCUGAUGAGAUAUUACUUGAAAAGUAUGGUGUGUUUUUCGAUUUGCAGCCAAGAUUUUUCACUUUGUAUUGGAGGUCCGUCGUGAAAUUGGCCAGGAGAGGGACCAGUACAUCUGUUUUUGUCUGCACAUACAAUACCCACAAUCAAUUAAGGUUGAUCGAGCUGAGCAGUGAGUAUAUAUGGCUAUGAAUGAUGAUAUACCUGGAGCUGUGGGAACAAGUGCCAGCUUUGCUUUGAGAUUGGGCCAGGCUGCUUUUUCUUCUGCCUCUCUUCUCUUCAUGUCUUUAGGGGUGGAGUUCUACAGCUACACUGCCUUUUGCUUCUUGGUCACAAUCAUGGGACUGGUCAUUCCCUGGAGCGUCACUCUGGCCCUGGUUGAUGGCUAUUCUGUAUUUGUCAAGUGCCCAAUUCGCCAGCCAGGAAUACUACUUGUGAUCAUUUUAGGAGAUUGGGCUUUGUCAAUCCUCACACUGGCUGCAGCUAGCUCAACUGCAGGCAUAGUUGAUCUCCUCCUCAGAUCAGAUGGAACAUUCUGCCCUUCAAAGCUAUGCAGUAGAUACCAAAUAUCAGCAGCAAUGGCCUUCUUAACAUGGUUUCUUGCCAUGGCUUCAUCACUUUCCAAUCUUUGGCUACUUCCCUCCUUGUGAGGUUCUCUCCCUUUUUGAAGCAAAUGGUAUAGUAAUUGUUUCAGCAAAGUACUCAUAUAGUUAGUGCUGCAUGUAAAUAGUGGAUAAACUUUGUUAGGAAAUAUUGCUAAAUAUAGUUGAGAAAGAAUUUCUCAAGUUUGUCAGGGAUAUAUAGCUAGCAGAAGAGACAUUUGGGGAGAAAGGAAACAGCAACUAAAUGUAUAGGGGAAUGGGUCUCUCUCACGUUUCUGUAUCCCUUAAUCUCUAUUGUUUUAACUACAUAUGUCACAAAGAAUUGUUAGUUCAUGCUAAACCAUUGACUCACAGGGUCACAGGUUGGCAAGCAAAGAUCUUGCCAGUCAAAAAGCUAUUUGUAACACUCAAAAGUUUUCACUUUUCAGCAACCACUCUCAAUUGGGACUCUUUUGGCACUUGGCCAAAGAAUAAAAGUUAGCAUCAGUUACCAAUACAUAACAUCUUCAUGUGUUUUAUUCA